Messenger RNA from Agrilus planipennis (emerald ash borer), 2412 nucleotides. RefSeq lists its product as uncharacterized. Gene Ontology annotation, cellular component: extracellular region. Lineage: Eukaryota; Metazoa; Arthropoda; Insecta; Coleoptera; Buprestidae. Gene Ontology annotation, molecular function: chitin binding. The coding region runs from base 563 to 2074 and encodes 503 amino acids. The record is from RefSeq and is a predicted model, not a curated record. The transcript has 5 exons.
GUUUUAUUAAUAAGUGUGUACGUAUGUAUGUGUCUAGCUCAAAUACGUUACCAUUUCUUGCAAUUGAUAAUUAUCUGGAUAAUAUUUGAGUAUUUGUCGAGGUGUUGUUGUUUUCUUGAAUUUCCCAAAAAGCUACGAAGUAGUGAAACGUAAUACUAUAGGUCGACGCUUUAGUUCACUCAAUUUUCGAAAACCUUUCGUUUGUCAUCGAGAAGGCUAUUUUGCUGAAGGACAUGCUGACGGUUACUUUAAAUGCUCAAGGAAUCCGGAUGGAACAUUUAGUCGAAUAAGAUUAAGAUGCCUUGGAGGUCAGUUUUUCGACAAUACAUUGAAAAGAUGUAUUUAUGUUCGAGGUAGAAGACAAUUACCUUUACAUUAUCGAUUUCGGAACCACAAACCAUAUCUGUACUCAUACAAUAGAAGAAAGAGAGAAAGAUACUUGAGACCUUUUAGAAACAAAAGAAAACGCUACGGUUUUAAAAAGUGGAACCACCAUGAAAAAUCUCAGAAAAACAAUAUCCUUAGAAACGCUAAACCAAAAAAAGUUACUACUCAGUCCUUUAUGAUUCCAUCUCAGUCUGACUUGAAGUCUUCCAGCAAACUUAAACACAAAAAGCAUGGUAAUUCUGGGUACAAACCAAGCCCAAAUGUUGACGAAAAUUUAGAAACCACCUAUGAGGAAGUUCACAAUAACUUUGAUGAAAACAUCCGAGACAUUAGCAGAGAUAGAACUGAAUAUUUGGACAGUUUGCCAACACUUUUUACAGGAGAAUACAAUACUGAAUCGCCAACAUUAAAAAAAUACCAUACAAACGAUCAAUCUACCAAUGAAGAACCGAAUUUGUUUGGAUAUGUUCAAAGGAAAAGAGAAUGUCAGGAUAAAUGCAAUUCACCAACCUCUUCUAAAAGCGAUAACACUUCUGACAGAGAAGACCAAAAUGCAGAAAAUGAUAGCACUACUGUUGAAAAUUUUAAAAUUUCAUCAAACUCCAAGACUAAUGAUGACAACAGCGAUGAGGAUAGCCAACCUGAAGAAAGUCUUUAUGAACGUUUUCCAAAAAGAAGAGGUGAUGUUAAUUUCAAAGUUAAUUAUGGAAGCAAGAACAAAGCCAGAGACUCCAAUUACCCAUCGGAAGAAGAUUUAGUUAUUGAAAUUCCUCUAAAUGGUGCAGCACACACAUGUAAUAGAAAAAAUUUGGUAAUAAAUAAGGAAAACGAUAUUCAAUCAACGCUCGGUCCAGAAAUAGUAAUUAAAUUGAGACAGAGUCAACAAAUGUCGACAGACUCCUCUGCCAACGAUCUGACACUGCAAAAAAUUUUAGAACAUCGGAUGCGUUUAAGUAAAAACUCCGAACCAGAAACCAAUUACGGUGCAGAUUAUAAUCAAAAAGAGUAUCCCAACAUAAUUUUUAAACAACGAUCUGCAUCCAAGAAUCCAAACAAAUUACUAAUACAUCUUGGGAAAAAGAAAUCUCGGUUAGAUUCCCGCGAAUUAACUAAGUCUCCUGGAGUAACGACCACAACUACAUCAACCACCUCAGUUACUCCAAUAACCACCCCCUCGACCACACAUAUCGAAACAACAACAGCAACCUUAUUAACAACAAAAACAACCGUCGUCACAACAAUUGCAUCGACUGUUACUCAAAGGACUGCGGCGAAAACCAUUACAUCUACAAGUAGCUGCACAACUGCAGCCAAGCAUACAACUGACACCUGUAGUUCUAGUACGAAUGUGCGUAAUUUAAAGCAAGUUUUUAAACACUUAAAAGAUGAUUAUAUAUCGAAAAUUCACGACCACAAUUUUACAACUGCAUCACCUGGUCAUCAUAAUAAGGGACACAAAAUUGGAAAUGGACACGCACACCCAACGAGUUUUUAUAUUUGUUCCGGUGGAAACUCUACAAACACCUCUAAAAGCUGUAAUAGUUUUUAUCUCUGUCACUCGGCAAGAUCGGCAGGGAAAACUUUGAAACUUGAAGUUCCGUGCCCUAGCGGAAUGGGGUUUGAUUCUAACUUGAACAAAUGUACAACAAAUAUGGGGAAAAUAUGUAAAUCAAUUCCUAGCGGAUAACACACAAUUUUAUACACCUAAUCUUAGCAGUACAUCUCUGAGAUAAAUAAUAAACAUUUUUAGAACUAGCUGUUUUUAUCAACAAUUGAAAACAUGAACGACCUUUGACUUUAAAACCAAACACUCAUCUACAGCUUUUGCUAAAGGUUUUUUUUACGUAUAAUAAUGAGAACAAAGAAGAUUCCUACCAUGUAUUCGAUUUCCAGAGCACUUAACAAAAUGUUCGAUAAUACUGAAGCUUGCUGUUUCUAAAGGAAAGUUGUUCUCGUUUUCCCAUUUUCCACGCGUUGGUGUAAAAUGCUGCCUGUAGAUGGCGAAUACUACACCUACAUAAACAU